CACACACCCUGAAAAAGAAGAGACUCAUUUCUACGUCAGCCCAUUAAAGCAGCCAAAUUCAUCUUUCUCUUGCGUGGAGAACUAGGUUUCUCUAAGGAUCUCGCUCUGUGCUUCGCUAUGAAGACGGCCGCAAUCUUUUUCGUAAUUUUUAUCAGUUUCAUGGGAGGCUUAGGAAAAAAUACAAAGCCAAAGAAAAGGAGCAAUGGUGACGAGAUAAAUUUUUAUACUAAAGUGAAAGAUGCCUGCACGAUGAAUAUGAGUGGAAAUGGCGAAGUGAAGCUCAGAAUAGAAUGCAGGAGUCAAGGCAAAAUUUACUGGUGUGAGUAUACUGGGAAUCCAUCGCUUUGCCGUUCUUUUAAUAGCAACCAGAGGAUUUAUUGGAAUCAGAUUGCCAUGGACCGAAGGAAGCAGACCAACGCCUGCCAGCCCAAUGGGGUUCUGAAGCCUUCCAUGUGCCAGAGGGCGCCUCCUGAAGCGUACAUGAAGCUAGUGGCUUCCAGCAUAAAGCCCAAUCCUAAUCUUGUUCCACAGGCAGAUACUGUCAAUCAAGCAAAGGCAGUCCUGAACCCCGCAGCUUCUCCAAAGCAAGUUAAAAAAAGCCAAGCAGGAAAAGCCUUACUUAAAAAAACAGGGAAGCCCAAACCAUCUCCUUCGCCUCCUCCUACGAAAGCAACCCAAGAAGGUCAGGUGUCUGGUAACGAUUCUGAAGCUAUGAAGUUAGCGCGGAAGCAUUGCUGGGAGUCCCUGCAUGAGUUCUGUUCCUACAUCAUCGGCAUCUUUAGCGGCUGA
Messenger RNA from Lacerta agilis (Sand lizard), 789 nucleotides. RefSeq names its product fibroblast growth factor binding protein 2 (gene FGFBP2). The transcript has a single exon. Bases 118 to 789 code for a protein of 223 amino acids. Gene Ontology annotation, biological process: cell-cell signaling. Gene Ontology annotation, molecular function: growth factor binding. The record is from RefSeq and is a predicted model, not a curated record. NCBI's taxonomy places the organism in Eukaryota, Metazoa, Chordata, Lepidosauria, Squamata, Lacertidae.